AAGACGUGCUUCACCAGAAAAAGGCUCUUUCAUUUUUCACCUAUUUACAUACAUUCUCUCUCUCUCUCUCUCUCUCUCUCUCUCACAUUAGUGAGACUUUUCACAGCUUAGAAAUCUGCCAAACCGAACAGCACGCACCAAAACCAACACCAACCCAAACAGGUAAAGUCUUGGCCUAAAAUUUCCACACAACCAAUCCACAACUCCAUCUUCUUCGAUCAGCCCGUUCAACGCUCUCUAAUUGGCUGGAAAUUUGUAGCACUCUCUCUGUCUGGAUCUGAGAUGGUGGACUUGUCUCUCUCUUAAGCCUUUCCUUUUGCCUCACUCACACAAGCUCCAUAUAUAGCAACUACCUUUGCCUUUUGUGCUAGGUUCAAAAGAAGAAGAUUCUCACCGUCAAGCUCUCUCUUCUUCUUUAUGUAGGUGGGAGGAGGAGGAGUCUAGGAGAAAGAAGAAGAUCAAGCAUGGCGAGGGAGAAGAUUCAGAUCAAGAAGAUUGACAACGCCACGGCCAGGCAAGUCACUUUCUCCAAGCGCCGAAGAGGUCUUUUUAAGAAAGCCGAGGAGCUAUCUGUGCUUUGCGACGCUGAUGUUGCUGUUAUUAUCUUUUCUUCUACUGGAAAGCUCUUCGAGUACUCCAGCUCAAGCAUGAAGGAAAUAGUAGAAAGACAUAAGUUGCACUCCAAGAACCUUGAGAAACUUGAUCAGCCAUCUCUCGAGUUGCAGCUAGUGGAGAACAGCAACUACUCCAGAUUGAGCAAGGAAAUUUCGGAGAAAAGCCAUCAACUGAGGCAGAUGAGAGGAGAGGAGCUCCAAGGAUUAAAUAUAGAAGAACUGCAUCAGCUAGAGAAGUCACUUGAAGCUGGGUUAAGCCGUGUGAUAGAGAAAAAGGGUGAGAAGAUUAUGACAGAGAUAACUGACCUUCAAAGAAAGGGGAUGCAAUUGAUGGAAGAGAAUGAGCGAUUACGACAGCAAGUGGCAGAGAUUUCUAAUGGUCGAAGGCACGUUGGUGCUGAUUCAGAGAAUGUGAUUACUGAGGAAGGCCAGUCAUCAGAGUCUGUCACCAACGUCUGCAACUCCACUGGCGCCCCUCCUCAUGACUAUGAGAGCUCAGAUACGUCCCUCAAGUUGGGGCUACCCUACUCAGGGUGAAUGGGAAGAACGCAGGGAGGAAUUAAGUAAAGUAGAACAAAAAUCUGAUAUCUAUCUAUAUAUAUAUAUUUAUAGCUUGAGUCCAUUUGACAUGAAUUAAUUGAAUAUGAAUCUUGCCCAUGCUGUGUUUUGAGGUACAUCAACUCUCAAGUACCUUUUUAGUAUAACCUAAAUGACAACCUUGAUGUUUCCUUACUCUUAUAUUUUCUUAUUGAAAGUAUGGACUACGUCA
Alnus glutinosa is the source of this 1383-nucleotide messenger RNA. RefSeq names its product MADS-box protein JOINTLESS. The transcript is spliced from 10 exons. Gene Ontology annotation, cellular component: nucleus. Lineage: Eukaryota; Viridiplantae; Streptophyta; Magnoliopsida; Fagales; Betulaceae. Bases 465 to 1151 code for a protein of 228 amino acids. The record is from RefSeq and is a predicted model, not a curated record. Gene Ontology annotation, molecular function: protein dimerization activity; RNA polymerase II cis-regulatory region sequence-specific DNA binding; DNA-binding transcription factor activity, RNA polymerase II-specific. Gene Ontology annotation, biological process: positive regulation of transcription by RNA polymerase II.